Magnolia sinica is the source of this 1332-nucleotide messenger RNA. RefSeq names its product homeobox-leucine zipper protein HAT4-like. NCBI's taxonomy places the organism in Eukaryota, Viridiplantae, Streptophyta, Magnoliopsida, Magnoliales, Magnoliaceae. The coding region runs from base 567 to 1148 and encodes 193 amino acids. Gene Ontology annotation, molecular function: DNA-binding transcription factor activity, RNA polymerase II-specific; sequence-specific DNA binding. The record is from RefSeq and is a predicted model, not a curated record. The transcript has 4 exons. Gene Ontology annotation, biological process: regulation of DNA-templated transcription.
CGUCCGUCUUUUCGGCCUCUCUUCUCCUCCUUUUAUCGCCGGAGACUGCAUUUUCCGUACUAUACCCGGCUAAUUCGAAUACGCAAUUCGAGCUGUUUUGACAUUUUCCAGCUAAGAUCUACUCGUUUUCAGCGAAUUUCCGUCCAAAAUCGGAUCAUCUAAUACAGUUUCCGGUCUUCUCUGCGUGAGAUUGUGCUUCCCGUCAUAGAUCUGUCAUCUUCCGACAAUAUUCCGGCGAAAAUCAGAUCCUUUGUGCAGAUUUCCAGCCGAUUUCACCGGAGAUUACAUUUUCCGGCACAAAUCCUGCCGCCGCAGAUUGCAUUCUCUUGCCGUUUCUAAGGAAGUAUUCAUCUCCCGGAUACAGUAACUUCUACAGAUCUCCAUCUGUUUCAUUCCAUUUCCGGCGAAAAUCUCCGAUUUCUAUUGAGUUUUUGCAAGCUUCUAGGCGAAGAUGGAGGGAGAAGAUCUGAGCUUAAGCUUAAGCUUACGAACGGCUGACAUUGAUCCGACUAACCCCGCGCAUCCAUCGCUUGCAGAAUAUCGUUUUCCUUUCUAUUCCAACAGAGAUGGAGACGAGAUCCAAUGCAAGAGGCAUCGACGUGAAUCGGAUGCCUGCAUUGAAUGACGGAGAUACGGAUGACGCACCAUCAUCGUCGCCUAGGAAUGGCGGGAAGAGACGUAGCGCGGAUAGAGAGGAGAACGAUGGAGGUGGCAGAAUGACAGGGAGCGACGAAGAGGAAGGGGAGACGACGAGGAAGAAGCUGAGGUUAUCUAAAGAGCAGUCUGCCAUUCUCGAAGAGAGCUUCAAAGAGCACAACACUCUCAAUCCGAAGCAAAAGCUUGCAUUGGCAAAACAACUGAAUCUAAGACCUAGGCAGGUGGAGGUCUGGUUCCAAAACAGAAGAGCAAGAACGAAAUUGAAACAGACGGAAGUCGACUGUGAAUUCCUGAAACGAUGUUGUGAGAACCUAACCGAAGAAAAUCGGAGGCUCCAGAGAGAGCUGUUAGAGCUAAGGGCGUUGAAACGGUCCCCGCAUUUCUACAUGCCGGUCCCGGCGACGACCCUUACCAUGUGCCCAUCAUGCGAGAGAGUGGAGGCGUCUGAGAAUCAGGCUCCGUUUCUUUCUCGGCAGCAAAUCCGAUCAUGACCGUCCUUCUUCCUUAUUCUUCUUCGCUGAUCAUGUUCUUCUUAUUCAUAUCUACUCUAGUACACCUGCAUGUUUCUUAUCAAAAAGGAGAGAUUCUUGUGCAGCCAAAAAGGAAAAGCGGUGAAAAAAAAUUUUAAAAAAUCUAAUGUAGAAAUAGAAGAGAAUUUAUAAGCUUUGCAUACAG